Penicillium malachiteum is the source of this 5316-nucleotide messenger RNA. RefSeq names its product putative rRNA biogenesis protein RRP5. Gene Ontology annotation, biological process: rRNA processing. Gene Ontology annotation, cellular component: nucleolus; small-subunit processome. The record is from RefSeq and is a predicted model, not a curated record. NCBI's taxonomy places the organism in Eukaryota, Fungi, Ascomycota, Eurotiomycetes, Eurotiales, Aspergillaceae. Gene Ontology annotation, molecular function: RNA binding; protein binding. The coding region runs from base 1 to 5316 and encodes 1771 amino acids. The transcript has 6 exons.
AUGAAUGAAAAAAGCGAUUUAAAUGGCACACUAGAUAAAAGGGGAACGCCCCCCGAGGAAACGGCCGCUCGUCAGCCGCAAAAGCGCGCUAAGGUCGCUACAGAAGAGCGGAAAAAGGACCAGAAGCCUCAAGAUACCGCCCCGAAGGCUUCGGAGCUCUCUGUUCUGCGUGAUGACGAGCCAUCGUUCCCUCGUGGUGGUGCUAGCGUCCUGACCGCACUGGAGCGCAAGCAAAUUCAAAUCCAAGCUACCAAGGAUGUCCUGACGACGAAAAUGGAGGAUGCCGAUUCCACAGCCCCCAUGAAGAAGUCACGCAAGAAGAAGACUAAGGGCAAGAAGUCUGAUGGAAAGGAAAAAUCAGAGAAGGAAGGUGUUCGCAUUGAAGCUCUCGGAUUUAAGCGUAUUGUACCCGGAUCUAUGAUCCUUGGUCAGGUCUCGAGUAUCAGUGCUCACGAUAUCGCAAUUUCUCUGCCAAAUAACCUUGUUGGAUACGUUUCCCUCACCGCCGUCUCCAAGAUCCUCGACGAUAAGAUUCAGAAACUACUCAAUGAUGAGGAAGAGGAUGGAGAUGAUAGCUCGGAUGAGGAUUCUAUUGAGCUUAAGGAUUAUUUCUACCUGGGCCAGUACCUUCGCACCUAUGUGGUUUCUACUGGCAGUGAGGACACCGAAGCCACGGGUCGCAACAAGAAACGUCUCGAACUUACAAUCGACCCCAGACAAGCCAACACCGGUCUCUCAAAGUCCGAUCUGGUGAAGGAGUCCGUUGUCCAGGCUGCUGUUGUCAGUGUCGAAGACCACGGUCUGGUCAUGGACCUGGGUAUUGAGGGUUCAGACCUGAAGGGUUUCAUGUCCUCCAAGGAAAUCGACCCCCGCGUGGACUACCACAGUAUUAAAGAAGGAUCAGUUUACCUGUGUGUUGUCACUGGACAAAAUGCCAGCGGCAAUGUCAUCAAGCUUUCCACAAACCUUCAAUCCGCCGCUUCUAUUAAGAAACAACACUUCCUCAGCGCAGCCCCAACAAUCGGCUCCUUCCUCCCCGGUGUCGCCGCUGAGAUCCUUUUGACCGAAGUCACAGAGACUGGUAUGAUGGGAAAGAUUAUGGGUAUGCUUGAUGCUACAGUUGAUCUGGUCCAGUCUGGCGCCAAUGAUGGCAAGCUUGACCUGGUGCGGAAAUUCAAGAUCGGAGCCAAGAUCAAGGGCCGUAUUGUAUCGACUUUUCCAUCUGCGGAGCCUUUCAAGGUUGGCUUCUCUAUUCUGGACCACGUCCUUAAGCUUUCUACCGAGCCCUCAGGCCCCAACUCAUCCGCCGAUGCUCCUGCUAUCUCUGCUAUUAUUCCCGAGGCCAAGAUCAUCAAGGUCGACCACGGUCUGGGUGUCUACGCUCAGAUCGGUGAAACUCAACACCUCGCAUUCAUUCACAUUUCAAGACUUUCAGAUGGAAAGGUUGAGUCCAUUUCCGAUGAUGAGGGCCCCUUCAAGGUCGGAAACACCCACGAGGCUCGAGUUGUUGGCUACAGCAUGGUUGACAACCUGUACCUCCUCUCUUUCGAGAAGACCGUCAUUGAACAGCCCUUCCUCCGCCUCGAGGAUGUCAACGUCGGAGCUAUUGUCAAAGGAACGGUUGACAAACUCUUGAUUGGUGCCACUGGCAUGGAUGGCUUGAUCGUUAGCCUUGCCGAUGGAAUCACUGGUCUCGUGCCGUCUAUGCACUUUGCGGAUACUAAGCUCCAGCACCCGGAGAAGAAGUUCCGCGAUGGCAUGAAAAUCUCCGCGAGAAUUUUGUCCGUCAACUUUGAGAAGCGCCAAAUCCGUUUGACUCUGAAGAAGAGUUUGCUGAACACUGCAUCUGCUAUUUGGAACGAUUACAAGGAUAUUAUGGCGGGAGCUCAAUCCCCCGGAACUAUUGUUAACAUUCAACCCCACGGUGCUGUUGUCCAGUUCUACGGUACUGUGCGUGGAUUCCUGCCUGUCUCUGAGAUGAGCGAGGCCUACAUCAAGGAUCCCUCCCAGCACUUCAAGUUGGGCCAGGUUGUCAAUGUGCACGCCCUGAGCGUGGACGCCACUCAAGGCCGACUUGCCGUUUCUUGCAAGGAUCCUUCUACCUUCACUGAGAAGUACCGCAAGGCCUUUGAGGACAUUCACCCUGGUCUCCUCCUUACUGGAACUGUUUUUGAGAAGUCAAACGACGAUGUUCUUCUUAAGCUGGAUGAAUCUGGCCUUGUUGCUCGCCUGGUUGUGCAACACGUUAUUGAUGGUUCCCCAUCCAAGCAGAGCUCGACUUUGUCCAAGAUUCGUGUUGGCCAAAAGCUCAACGACCUCAUGGUCCUCGAUAUCCAGCGUGCUCACCGUCUUAUCCGCGUUACUUCCCGAGCCAGUCUUAAGAAGGCUGCCAAGCAAGAAUCUAUGCCCAGCAAGUUUACUGAUGUCCAGGAGGGCUCUAAGGUCACUGGUUUUGUUCGUAACAUCACACCCGCCGGACUUUUCAUCGAGUUCUUGGGAGGCUUGACCGGUCUUGUGCCCAAGCGUUUGAUCGAAGAGGCCAACCUCUCCCAGGUUGAGUUCGGAGCCUCAAAGGGCCAAACUAUCACUGUCUCAGUUCACUCCGUUGAUAAUGAUGCCCAGCGCUUUAUUCUGAGCCAGAACCGAAACGACGCUCUCGCCAACGCCGUUGACGAGACUGUGUCCACUCUUUCCGACCUUAACUUUGGUCGCCUUGUCAAGUGCAAGGUCGCCAACGUCAAGUCGACUCAGAUCAACGUUCAGCUCGCAGAUAACAUUCAGGGUCGUAUCGAUGUCUCUGAGAUUUUCGACAAGUGGGAUGAUAUCAAGGACCGAAAGCAGCCUCUCCGCUUCUUCAAGGCGAAGCAGGAGCUUUCCGCCAGAAUCCUCGGUGUUCACGAUGCUCGCAACCACAAGUUCCUUCCCAUCUCCCACCGCAGCGGCAAGUACCCCGUCUACGAGCUUUCUCUCAAGCCCAGCUUCCUCAAGGCCGCCAACCCCGAGCCUUUGAACAUGGAGCAGGUCAAGGUCGGAUCAUCUUGGAUGGGUUUCGUCAACAACAUUGCCGAUGAUUGCAUCUGGAUUAACCUGUCCCCCAACGUCCGAGGCCGACUCCGCUUCAUGGAUGCUUCAGAUGAUCUGUCUCUUUUGACCGAUGUUGAGAAGAACUUCCCCAUUGGUUCCGCUCUGAAGGUCCAGGUCACUGCCGUUGAUGCUGAUAAGGGCCACUUGGAUCUUUCUGCCAAGCAAGGUUCCGAGAAGCUCACUUUCAACGACAUCUCCGUCGGCAUGGUUUUGGCUGGUCGUGUCACCAAGAUUACAGAGAAGCAGCUCAUCAUGCAACUCAACGACGCACUGGUCGGUGCCGUCAACUUGAUCGACUUGGCCGAUGAUUACUCCAAGGCCAACCCAACUGUGCACCAGAAGAACGAGGUUCUGCGUGCUUGUGUUGUUGCUGUUGACAAGAACCACAAGAAGAUCUACCUUUCGCUUCGUCCCUCCAAGGUUCUGAGCUCCUCACUCCCUGUUCAGGAUCCCGAGAUCACCUCUAUCAAGGACCUCAAGGCCAACGAUGUCGUCCGCGGUUUUGUCAAGCGCAUUGCUGACUCUGGUCUCUUCAUCUCUGUUGGCCACGACGUCAACGCCUAUGUUCGUGUCUCCGACCUUUCCGACUCAUAUCUCAAGGAAUGGAAGGACUCCUUCCAGGUGGACCAGCUUGUCAAGGGCCGUGUCACACUGGUUGAUGCCGAGCAGGGCAAGCUGCAGAUGAGCUUGAAGGAGUCCGUCCUGGAUCCUAACUUCAAGGCUCUCACCACUCUCCAGGAUCUCAAGGUUGGACAAGUUGUCACCGGUAAGAUCCGUAAGGUCGAGGAGUUCGGUGCUUUCAUUGUUGUCGAUGGGUCCAAGAAUGUCAGCGGUCUCUGCCAUCGUAGCGAGAUGGCUGACAAGCGGGUGCAGGAUGCCCGCACCCUGUACGAUGAAGGCGAUGCUGUCAAGGCUAAGGUCAUCAAGAUCGACAGUGAACAAAAGAAGAUUUCAUUCUCUCUCAAGGCCUCCCACUUCCAAGAUGAGGAAGACAGCGAUGAUGAAGACAUGAGCGAGGAUGGCCUCGGCGGUGUCGAGCUUGGAGAGGACGACAGUGAGGAUGACGACAUCUCCAUGGGUGGUGUUGAUGUUGAGGAUGAUAGCGAAGAGGAGCACGACGAGGAAGAGGACGAGGAUGAUGAGGAUGAGGAAGAGAGCGAUGACGAUGUUGCCAUGACUGGUACCAAGCCUUCCAAGGAUGGCGGACUCGGUGCUAGCGCCUUCGACUGGGGCGGUAACGUCCAGGAGAAGGAGGCUGCCGCUUCCGACAGCGAGGAAGAGGAUAAUAAGAAGAAAAAGAAGAAGUCUCGCAAGGCUGAGAUCCAGGUUGACCGCACUGGUGACUUGGAUGCCAAUGGCCCUCAGACUGUUGCCGACUAUGAGCGUCUCCUUCUGGGUGAGUCCGACUCCUCGCUGCUGUGGCUUCAAUACAUGGCGUUCCAGCUGGAGCUGGGUGAGGUUGAGAAGGCUCGCACCAUCGCUGAGCGUGCUCUGCGCACUAUCACCAUGGGACAGGAUGCUGAGAAGCUGAACAUCUGGGUGGCCCUGCUUAACUUGGAGAACACCUACGGCAACGACGAUAGCAUCGAGGAGAUCUUCAAGCGCGCAUGCCAGUUUAACGAGCCCUCCGAGAUUUACGACCGCUUGAUCAGCAUUUACAUUCAGUCCGGCAAGAACGAGCAAGCGGAUGACCUCUUCCGAACCGCCCUGAAGAAGAAGAUCUCUACCCAAACCCCCAAGUUCUUCCUCAACUACGCCAGCUUCCUCUUCGACACCUUGGCUGCCCCUGAGCGUGGUCGCGGUCUCCUCCCGCGUGCCCUGCAGUCCAUCCCCGCUCACACUCACGUUGAGACCACAUCUAAGUUUGCCCAGCUGGAAUUCCGAUCUGCAAACGGUGAUGCUGAGCGUGGUCGCACUGUCUUCGAGGGUCUUCUUUCUUCUUUCCCCAAGCGCAUGGAUCUGUGGAACGUGCUCCUGGAUCUGGAGAUCAAGGCCGGCGAUGCAGACCAAGUGCGCCGCUUGUUUGAGCGUGUUCUUGGCUUGCAGCACAAGAAGGGUGCUUUCAGCAUCGAUGCUAGCAAGAAGCUGAAGCCCAAGCAGGCCAAGUUUAUGUUUAAGAAGUGGUUGGCUUUCGAGGAGAAGCUUGUUGCUGAUGGUGGUAAUGAGAAGAUGGUGGAGGAUAUUAAGGCUCGGGCGGCAGCCUAUGUCAAGUCUCUUCAGUCAGAAGAGUAA